AUGUUGUCUCACAACGGCACGAAUAUACACCCACAGCCGCAGCCGCCGCAACCGCCGCAACAGCUGCCGCGACCGCAUUCGACCCCAGUCAAGAGAAGGAGGCGAACCGGUAACGGCCCUAGCGCGCGUGCAUGCCCUCACUGCGGGCGUACUUUCAAGCGCACCGAGCACUUGGAGCGCCAUGUUCGAACACACACCAAGGAAAAGCCCUUUAUAUGUCGAUGUGGGGCAGCCUUUGCUCGGCGAGACCUCUUGACCCGCCAUCAGCGGAUCGCCUUCCACGAGGAUGGAUCCGAGUCCCCAGAGGGUCAAUCGGAGCCGGACUCCGGGGAGAACCACAGCCCGGUUGAAGCUGACCUGGCCGCUGCUGUGUCCCUUUCAGGAAUGAGCGUGGACCAUUGGGCACAACAGCCACCUGUAUCGUCUGCAGAUCUGUAUCCCAUGGCGGUUCCAAGAAACGGUGCUCUUGUAGAUGCUUCGUAUCAGCAGAGUUUACUCACGGACCAGUUCUAUGAAAACGGCAACCAGGAUGCUGUAGGAUUCGACGCCCAUUUCAGAGAGUUCGCCAACUUUCUCGAUGGUGUUGGUCUGCCAGCGGAAUGGAGUCCAUACUUCCAUGGCCCUGAUCGAGAAAAUGAGGUCCCGGACUCGACAGUGAAGGAAUCGAGAGAGGGCACUGCUACACCUGGUGCUCGAAACAGCAGAACCCGUCCGGGCACUCCGUUCAGUUCAUGGCUACCGUCAGCGCCUACAGGUAAUCGCAUAUCCGAGGCCCUGCCAGACACAAACCAUCGGUCCAUCGAUACCGAGUCGCAGCCGUACCGUGUCUCGGAAGAGCAGCGGUUCCGCCUCAACGCUUCCAUAGAGACGUUCCGAGACCUCCUCGGCCCGGAGUUCAAAUUUCCUUCCCGUCAUGCUCUCACUCGCUACAUGACUUCUUUCUUCGAAGGUUUCCAUUCCCAUAUGCCUUUCAUCCACACUCCGACAUGGCGGAUAUCUGAGCACUCGCUGGAGCUCAUACUCGGCCUCGCCGCUGUUGGAGCUCAGUACUGCUUUGAGCAUCGCAUGUCCGAGAGACUGUUUCAUGCCGGCAAGGUCAUUAUGUUGGAGAGACUUGUGCACGAGUCUGACAAAUUUGGAGCCAGGGCCGGCUCUUCCCUAAAUCUUCACAGUGCGUCACCCCAGCGCCGCGAAUCAAGGGGCAUUCAAGAGAGGGACUGGGGCUCAUGGGAGCCCGUGGAGACGGUGCGAGCUCUGAUUGCUCUUAUGGGCUAUGCUACCUGGGAACCCAAGGUGUCGCUAAUGCAAGAAGCGUUUGCUUUACAAACGUUGCUGGCACAGGUUCUCCGUGAAAUCGGACUGCACGAAGAGAACGAGUCAGAACUGAGUUCAGAAAAGAACUCACCACAAGCUUCUUGGCAUGCCUGGGUACGAAAGGAGUCUACGCGUCGGGCGAAGCUCAUCGCCUUCUCCUUCAUGCACACACACAGCAUUGCAUACAACGUGUACCCUGUUCUGCGAAGCAACGAGGUCGGCCUUCGGCUGCCGUGUUCUACUGGCGAGUGGAAAGCACAAACUGCAUGUCAAUGGCAGAUUGCUCGCCGCGAGGCUGGGAAGCAACAGCUCUUCUUCCAAGAUGCUCUAUCGUUGCUUUUGCGGAACACGGACGGCACAGCGCCUGUCGACCCCAUCCCGACACCCCUGGGCAAUUAUAUUCUCUUGCAUGGUCUGCUCCAGAGGAUAUAUAUCGUCCGGGAUCUUUCAUUGCCAGUUAUGGAUCACUCGGCGUCUUUACCAAGCGAGGAGGUUGACAAGCUUGAACGCGGACUCCGGUCGUGGACUGCAGGCUGGCAACAGGCUCCUGAAUCGAGCCUUGAUCCGAAUAAUGAGAAUGGGCCUAUCCCCUUUACUUCCAGCUCUUUACUUGGACUGGCAUACGUUCGGAUAUACCUGCACCUCGGUCCAUACAGAUUGCUGGAGACGCGAGACCCCGUACGCAUCGCGAAAGCUAUUAGUCGGUCUCCUGCAGUGGAACGCAGCAGCGGUGUCACUACCGCGCUUCUGUAUACUGCUCACAUGCUCAGCAUUCCAGUCAGGCUCGGUGUCGACCGUGUGGCUCGCAGUCAAGCAUUUUUCUGGAGCGUCCGGCACUCGCUCUCGGGUCUCGAAUGUGCCGUCCUGCUCAGCAAGUGGCUUUCGUCUCUUCCAGUCUCCACAAGCUCAACGCCGCUUAGUGAUAGCGAAGACAGAAUACUGCAUUGGGUCCGUUGCAUCGUGGAAGAGGCCUACGACGUUGUCGACUUUGAAGACGAUGGGCUCGAGACGCCAACGGAUCGGGAUCCCGCAUCGCUGAGUCUAGCAGUCCUUAAAAUUUGGGCGCACUUCUUCAAGAGUAAUACGCAAUGGCCGUUCAUAAAUAUCAUUGGGAAGAGCCUCGAAAAGUAUCGAGAACUUCUUAUGCAUAACAGGCCGCAGCGGGUUACUUGA
Messenger RNA from Colletotrichum graminicola M1.001, 2487 nucleotides. RefSeq lists its product as uncharacterized. Gene Ontology annotation, molecular function: DNA-binding transcription factor activity, RNA polymerase II-specific; RNA polymerase II cis-regulatory region sequence-specific DNA binding; zinc ion binding. Gene Ontology annotation, biological process: DNA-templated transcription; regulation of transcription by RNA polymerase II. The record is from RefSeq and is a predicted model, not a curated record. NCBI's taxonomy places the organism in Eukaryota, Fungi, Ascomycota, Sordariomycetes, Glomerellales, Glomerellaceae. Gene Ontology annotation, cellular component: chromatin. The transcript is spliced from 6 exons. The coding region runs from base 1 to 2487 and encodes 828 amino acids.